Molecule: messenger RNA, 6874 nt
Organism: Archocentrus centrarchus (flier cichlid)
Lineage: Eukaryota; Metazoa; Chordata; Actinopteri; Cichliformes; Cichlidae
Gene: raph1b
Product: Ras association (RalGDS/AF-6) and pleckstrin homology domains 1b
Exons: 18
Coding region: 307-4962 (1551 amino acids)
Biological process (GO): signal transduction
Cellular component (GO): cytosol; plasma membrane
Source: RefSeq, a predicted model, not a curated record
UGGGAAAGCGGAGAGGGCUGUGGACUGUGGCUGUGUGUGUAGACGAGGGCAAUGCGUGAAAAAGAUGAGGACAAUGGCUAGAGUAUAAGUAGAUUUUAUUUAAAAUAGAGGCAUACACAUAUCAGGAGUUUUUCCUCUUUUUUUUCCCUUUUCCUCCCCGCUCCUGUGGACGUUUUCUCCCAUUGGAGAGCAGAGCAGAGGAGCCUCUUUGUGAAUCCUGUUUCACUGGGAUAAAAGCCCUAGAGCAAAGUGGCAGCAUCAUCUGACCUUUAACCUCAAUAGAAAGAAGGAAAAGCCACUUCAAAGAUGGAGCAGGUAUCAGAUGAUGAGUUGGAUCAUGGGGCAGAGGAGGACAGUGACAAGGAGGACCAGGACCUGGACAAGAUGUUUGGAGCCUGGCUGGGAGAGCUGGACAAGCUCACGCAGAGUCUGGAUGAUGGCAGGCCACAGAAAGCACUGCAGAAGCCUCCUCUCAGGCAGGAGACAAACAUGGCCAACUUCUCCUACCGCUUCUCAAUGUAUAACAUAAAUGAGGCAUUGAAUCAAGGGGACACAGUGGACCUGGAUGCCCUGAUGGCUGACCUGUGUUCCAUCGAGCAGGAGCUGAAUACCAUUUCCAAACCAAACUCAACUUCUCGCAGCCAGAGCAAAGGCCAGCAGAGGGCCCCUGGGGGGCGCAGUGCCAGCACUAAGCACAUAGGCACCAGUGGAGGGGGAAGCAGCGGAGGAAGUACGAGUAGCAGCACUCGAGCCUCCCCGGCCAACACGGUACGAGGUGGUAGCGUCAGCGCUCGCCCUGCGGCCUCUAACAUCUCCCUAGAUGACAUCACCUCUCAGCUGGAGAAGGCCUCCCUCAGCAUGGAUGAAGCGGCACGUCAGACAUCCUCUUCUUCUUCCUCCUCAUCUUCAUUUUCCUCCACCACUAUCCGGCGACCCUCGUCUGGAUCGUCCGGCGGUGGAGGGCAGCACCGGAGGACGGGUUCAGUGGGCGCUGUCAGUGAGCAGGACGCCCCGUCGCAGCGGUCGAGUAUAAAUUCAGCAUGUGCCUCGGCUUCGAGCAUGGACUCCCUGGAUACUGAUAAAGUGACGGGGGGAGAGGCGGAGGGCCAGAGCAGCCCAGCCUCACAAGGACAAAACCAGACCAAUACAGAGCAUGUCACACUGCGACGAGCCAACAGUAAGGCGGCCAGAAGGCAGCUUGACUUCACCUCGCGAGAGGGUGAAGUGGAUCGGGCCACUCACUCCUAUCUGGACCAAGAAACCUCGCUCAUUCUGAAAAGCAUAGCUGGAAAGCCUUCUCACCUCCUGACCAAGGAGGAGCAAGCUGCCAAACUGAAGGCAGAGAAGAUCAGAGUCGCCCUGGAGAAAAUCAAGGAGGCGCAAGUCAAAAAGCUGGUGAUCAGGGUCCACAUGUCCGAUGAGAGCUCAAAGACCAUGAUGGUGGACGAGCGGCAGACAGUCAGGCAGGUGUUAGACAGCCUGCUGGAUAAGUCCCACUGCGGAUACAGCCCCGACUGGUCUCUGGUGGAAACCAUCACUGAGCUGCAGAUGGAGCGUAUUUUUGAGGAUCACGAGAACCUUGUGGAGAAUCUACUAAACUGGACCCGGGACAGCCACAACAAGCUCAUGUUCAUUGAGCGCAUUGAGAAAUACGCCCUCUUCAAGAACCCUCAGAACUAUUUGUUGGGGCGGAAGGAGACAUCAGAAAUGGCCGACAGGAAUAAAGAAGCUUUAUUAGAGGAAUGUUUCUGUGGUGGCUCAGUGUCUGUGCCAGAGAUCGAGGGUGUCUUGUGGCUCAAGGAAGAUGGGAAAAAGUCUUGGAAGAAGCGUUACUUCCUCCUCAGGGCUUCAGGGAUCUACUACGUCCCCAAAGGCAAAGCCAAGGCAUCCAGAGAUCUCGUGUGCUUCCUGCAGUUGGACCAUGUUAACGUGUAUUAUGGGCAAGACUACCGCAGCAAAUACAAAGCUCCCACCGACUACUGCCUGGCUUUGAAGCAUCCGCAAAUCCAGAAGAAGUCCCAGUACAUCAAGUAUCUGUGCUGCGAUGAUGUCAGGACCCUGCACCAGUGGGUGAAUGGGAUUCGCAUUGCAAAGUAUGGGAAGCAGCUGUAUUUAAACUACCAGGAAGCCAUGAAGAGGACAGAGGCAGCCUACGAUUGGUCCUCUCUCUCUACGUCCAGCAUCAGAUCUGGCUCCAGCUCUGCCAGCAUACCUGAGUCCCAGUCUAAUCAUUCAGGCCAUUCUGACAGCGGGGUGGACACAGGCUCCUCUCAUGGCCGUUCCCAGAGCGUGGUGAGCUCCAUUUUUUCUGAGGCCUGGAAGAGAGGUACCCAGAUUGAGGAAAGCUCAAAGAUGAGAAUGGAGGCAUCCAGAGGGGCCACGCUGCCGCACGGUUCCCACAGCCACCGGCAUCACAGCCAGCAUUCAGUUGACCACUCAGCCCUGACGCCGCCUCCGCAGCAACCUCAGGUGCAACCUCCAUCGCGGCCCCAGUCUCAGCCCCAUCCCCAGCAACAACAUCCUCCACAGCCUCAGCACCCAUUUGUGCAACCCCAGACACCAACCCAGCCACAACACCACCACCUCCCUCCCCAGCCUCCGUCUCCUCAGCAGGCCCUGCAGCCGCCACCACCACCACCCCAGGCGGCUCCUCCAGGUCCUCAGCAGCCACCACCACCACAGGCUGCUCAACAGCAGUCACAGGCCAUGAGCAUCUACCACAUACCCCCACAAGAGCAACCGCAAUCAGCUCCUGCACCACCUCCACCACCACCUCCCCCACCGCCACCGCCUCCCCCACCCCCAGUCCAGAUGGUGUCGUAUCAGUCGCCGGCUCUCACAAUGUACAAGUACAGCACCAUCACCAGGCUGCAGAACCAGAAGGGGGGCAAGAUACCCCAUCUCCCUGCAACAGCUCAGCAAGUUCUGCCCACAAGUCAGACACCACUCGCGCCACAGGUCAUCAAACCAAACGUGAAUCACAUUGCUGCAAGGACUAAUGUCCCACCUCCUCCUCCACCACCUCCUCCCCCUCCACCAUCCAUGCCAACCCCUGGGUCCGCUAUGGCUGUGUUGAAACUGGGCCCGCCCAGUCCAGCUACUCCACUGGCCUUCAUCCCUCCACCCCCGGCUCCCCCACCUGCUCCACAGAGCAACGGAAUCGCUUUUCCUCCAGCUCCACCACCACCACCUCCUGCACCUGCUCCCAUGAGUCAGCAUGUCUACCACAACGGGCUCAAGCAAGCCCUGAAGGAGCGGUUUCCCAGCCCACCACGGGACCUCCCGUCUCCGAAUGGUGGACUCGAGGAUUCCCCACCACCUGCCCCCACUCCACCACCCCCACCACCACCACCUCCUCCACCACCGCCGCCACCUCCUCCUCCUCAGCAGUUCCCAGUACCAGCCCAGUUUCCUCCUCCCCCUGCACCCCCACCAGCACCACCCAAAAACUUCAGCCCAGGCUUUCUCCCUCACACUGCCCCCAAGCCCAUGUCACCAGUCUCCCCAUUCCCUCCUGCCCCACCCCCUGCUGCAAUGAGUUGCCCAACCCCAGCUCCACCACCACCACCUCCCCCUCCUCCACCUGCACCCUUCAAGAAGCAGUUCAGCCUCCAGACAGGCCACGUCUCCAGCCAACCACCCCCAACUCUGCCUAAGCAGCAUAGCUUGUCUAAGCCAGCAACCAUUUCCACCGGAGCCCCCCCCACCAUGUCUUUGGUGAAACAGUUAGCAAGUCAGUUCCCAGGAGCUUCGUCCCAAGCAGCCCAUCAAACAGACACUUCCAAAGCCCCCCUCUCACCACCUGCAGUUAAGACCAAACCAAAAUGGCAGCCUGGGGGUGGCCAGCAGCUACAGUCCCCUGAGUUCCCUCCUCCUCCUCCAGACGGCAACACUAGCUUCCCUGCUCCACCGCCGCCACCACCUCCUCCUCCCCCAGCAUCAGUCACAGGGCCAACACCACCUCCUCCUCCUCCUCCACCUCCUCCUCCCCCAGCACCAGUCACAGGGCCAACACCACCUCCUCCUCCCCUUCCUUCUGGAAACAUGGGCUCCCCCAUGAGGAGGUCACCGUCCGGCUCCUCUAAUUUUGGAGGCAAGAAACCACCUCCCACCCCCCAGAGGAACUCCAGCAUCAAGUCUAAUUCCUCGUCCUCCUACGAGGAAUCCAGGAAAAAUUUGCUCAGCAAGUUUGCUCCCCGAAACAACGCCACUCCUCCCUCCACAUGUCCCACCACCUCUAAUGGAUCCCCUUCAAAGGACCCUUCAAAUGGACCCCCUGCUCCCCCAAAACCAGGAAAGCUCAACCUGGCUAACCUGCCCUUGGCACUACAGGCCAAAGUGAGCCAGGCCAAGCAGUCUAGUGGUGACUUCCCUUCACCACCACCUGAGUGCACCUACUUCCCACCACCUCCACCUGCCUCCGAGCUCUUCCCCCCUCCACCACCACCAGGUAAUGACGCCCAUACCGGCGGACCUCCUCGAGUAGCUGUGGUGAAUCCCCAGCCCCAGGCUCCCCCUCCUCCACCACCCGUCUCCCUUGUCAGUAACUCAACAUGGGGAAAGAGCUCACUAAAAAAGACUCCUCCACCCACACUCGGGCGACGUAGUAACAACAUCCCGGAACCUCCUCCGCUCUCACCACCUCCACCCACCUCCCCAAAGGGCAGCUCAGGCCAGCCCAACUUCUUGGAGGAUCUGAACAGGACACUAAGGCGAAAGUCAGUGGGACGUCAGGGCUCUGCCAACUCCGCCGGCCUCUCGGGCAAGUUGGACCCUGCGGGGACUAUGGACGACAUGGCACUGCCUCCGCCACCCCCUGAGCUGCUCCUGGACCAAGGAAAGCAAAGCAACGGAGGAAAUGGUGGCUACAUGUCCGGAAACAUCUCAGGCUAUGCAACACUACGACGAGGACCCCCUCCUGCACCACCCAAAAGGGGGGAUGCCACCAAACUUACUGGAUAGUAAUUAAAUUUGUUGGUCAGGACUCAGUGAAGAUGGAUGAAUAGACAAUUAAGUAAUAUACUGAAGUAAAAAUGCAUUAGUGGACUUCUCUUCUCUUGGGGACACAAUAAUAAAUAAAUGACUGUGUAAAUACUAAAAGCCAAACCAGACCAUGUUCAACUAGUGUUUGCUAAUUAUUCUUUUUUUUUUUUUUUUUUUGUAUUGCUUGGCUUUCUAGAUGAGUGAGGUUUACAAUAUUGGGACAGUUAACCUGCUCCAGUCUUAAGUUCGAGGUCACCGAAAAGUGCAACUGUAAGCUCUCUGGAACAUAAUGUGUUUACCCUGUAUGGUAUACCCCACUUGUCUGGUACACCAAGCAGAUCUGAGUAAACACUAGUAAGACUUGUGCAAAUAUUACUGGAUCCGGGUCUGAGCCAAAUCAUGUAUCUGCUUCUUUGCCAUAAGUUUGUGCCACGUUACCGGAGACAGAAAAAAACCCCCCAACCCAUCAUGAUCUCUCUUCUUUGGUACUGCAUGGACAACAUAUAAACAACAAGCUGUAAAACAUGAAGGUGUGUGUGUGUGUGCGUGCACAUGUGUGUGUGUGAGAGUGAGUGAGAGAGAAAGAAAGGGGGGGAGAGACAUGGACUGAACAUGCAUGCAUUGAGUGCAUGCAUGCGUACGUGAUCAUAUGGUGGUAGUAGUUAAUCAUCAUUAGGGAAGGCCUUCAUGGAACAGGGAUUGUCAGGUUUGCUUUUAUAUAAAAUUAUUUAAAGAGUGGUAAAUGGAAGGAUUUUUUUUUUUUAUAUAAGUGUCUUUUUAAAUAGAUGGUCAUUAAAGCCUAGAGAGGAGCAGAACAACAUUAGCGCAUAAUGGAAUGUAUAUGGAAGAAAAGAAAUUGAGUAAAGUCUUUUGUCUCAAGCAUUUCUAGACUGUUUCACCACUUGGCCAAUGCAAAUCAGAAGGAAGCCUUAUUCUCAGAGUCUUGCACAGAGGUCAAAACAGAAAGGAGAUAUCGUCCAAAGGUUUCCAGAAAAAAAAAAAAGAGUCUAAACUGUGCAGCUGGAUUUAAUUUAAUGCAAAAAUUGUACUGGACUUCUGUAAAUGGAGAGGAGGCCUAUGGUGGUUGUAUCUUCGUGGACUGUGUGAGUUCCCUGUGUGUUGGCUUGAUUUCGGACCUUAUCCUUCAGUUUGUAUCUGUAGAGUUGCAGCUGCAGCUGCUCCAUUAUCAUUGGUCCGCUGCCGCCUUCUCAAGUUCAUGUGGCAUCACCAUCCAGGAAGUAGAAAGUACCGACUGGAUUCAGCCAUGUGAAGUGCGCUCGAUGCGUUUGGUUAAUGUACAGAGCGUUGAAUCACGUAGUUUAUUAUAACACAAAUCCUCUGACUUGCAUUAGACUGAAUGUUAAAUUCUACUUUGUGUCUAUGGAAUCUUGUUUCUUCAUGGUGCCAUUGCUGCUUCAGCUCUUGGUGCACAGGGUCAAAGGUUAUCUAGAGUCUCGACUUUGAAGGGUUUCCAUUUCUAGCAGCAAUGCCUUUGUUUUUAGGGUCCCGGUGCUGUCCUUCAAGGAGCUCAUUAUCAAUAUGUCCGUGUGUGCCAGGAUGACAUAUCAUGAAUAUUUCAGGUCAUUUAAACUGGCUUUAGUGUGGAACUUUAGUGUGUUCAGAGGAGAUCCGUUGUAUCUCCAAGUCCUCUGAGCUUGUCAUGAAGAUGAGGUGUUGGUUCCACACAAGGCCUUGAAGACAGUGUACCUUUUUCUUACAACUGAACGUCAUUGUCCUCAACGGGGAUGUUUGCAGCAGUGCGGUAUGUAAGUUAUCGAUGUCCUGAUGUGAACACAUGGAGCCAAAUGAAAUGAAGAAAAAUGGUUGCAGAUAAGAGUAAAUGUUUCCUCUUGCAUAUAAACUGAAAAUCACAAUAUAAAUGUUGAAACCA